Parnassius apollo (apollo) is the source of this 3360-nucleotide messenger RNA. Lineage: Eukaryota; Metazoa; Arthropoda; Insecta; Lepidoptera; Papilionidae. The record is from the annotation of a GenBank genome assembly.
AUGUACGCUCCAGAUCAUCUUAGAAGAAAAGAAGUCCGAGAUGUUAUGUACCGAAGCAAUUCGAGUCUUGACUUGAUAUACACCGAGCAUCCAUCGGGAAACGGUUUACGCCGAGAAUAUGGAAGUCAUGGAUCAAUUGACGUAAUAGGUGGAACCGGUGAUCGACUGCCAGCUAUGGUGCAUAAUUACAGCGGUGUAUCGACUCCUGACAAGCCUCCAGGGUUGGGUCGCGCAUCUGAUCGUUUGGCCGAAGUGUUGGCUGGCGACCAUGCUGAUGGACCUCCUCCAAGGUCUAGUGUUAGCCCUAAACCACGUUUAAAGUUGAAUAAACUAUGGGGUGGAGCAGCACCUGUGAUACCACGUCAACAUCUAGAUGAUGGUGCUAUUAACUCGUCUGUUCCUGAAGAAACUAAAAGAAAACAGUUUGCUCAUUAUGAUUGUCAAUCUCUAAUGGCUAAUUUAAGUUAUGCAGCAGAAAUUCGUGGAGCAUUAUUGAGCAGACGCCGCAAUACAACAACUGGAGCAUCUGCCGCAUCACUAUUGGCAACACGUGGAUUACCCCCUGGAGAAGAUGCUAUUCCAGAUACUGGAGAUGGAAGAUCCAAUGAGCUGUUGGAAAGUUGUCCUUUUUUUAGAAAUGAAUUAGGGGGAGAAGAAGAGCGUUGCAUUUCACUAUGCUCACGAACUGCCCGUGGUGCCAUACCUGGUCAAUAUGGAGGAUGGCAUAGGCCACGUGCAGCAUACGGCUUUUCAGUAUUAGAAUUCCCUCCAGGACAUACACAUUGGCGACAAGGUUGUCCAUUUGCACGAGCUCUCGCACCAUUGCCUGUUGAAAGCCAAGAUCUUGGAGCAUUGUAUUAUAGGAAUUAUUUUUACACCCAACCACAUCAAAAUUGGUUUGGAAUGGAUGAGAAUCUAGGUCCUGUAGCAAUUUCGAUUAAAAAAGAACGCGUGGAAUUACGUCGUGGUGGUGGAGAUGCAUCAGCGCCCGCAUCACAGUUAGCAUGGCAGUAUCGUAUUAUUGUGCGUACCGCUGAAUUGUUAACGUUACGUGGCUCAGUUCUAGAAGAUGCUAUACUCACUGCCAAACCUAGCAACAACAGUGCUACAUACAAUACCAAAGAUGUCAUGGAUUAUGUCGCGCCAGAAAUACAACUUAGCUGUUUAAGACUAGGAAUUACAAAUAGUGGUGCAGAAGAACAAUUAUUACGUUUGGAUGAACAAUGUGUGACCAGACAUUACAAAGUUGGAGUUAUGUAUUGCAAGAGUGGACAAUCCACCGAAGAGGAGAUGUAUAACAAUCAGGAAGCUGGCCCAGCUUUUGUAGAGUUCCUCCAAAUGCUGGGACAGACUGUUAGAUUAAAAGAUUUUGAUAAGUAUAAAGCAGGACUAGACAAUCGGACUGAUUCUACAGGUCUCUACUCUGUUUACACAACAUACCAAGGCUGUGAAAUUAUGUUUCAUGUGUCUACAAUGCUUCCCUACACACCUAACAACAGGCAACAGUUAUUAAGAAAACGACACAUCGGAAAUGAUAUAGUAACAAUAGUCUUCCAGGAACCUGGUGCUGCUCCAUUCACACCUAGAAAUAUUCGAUCUCAGUUUCAACAUGUUUUUGUAGUUGUAAGAGUUAUCGAUCCAUGUACUGAAAAUACACAUUAUAGUAUAGCUGUGAGUCGUGCGAAAGAAGUGCCUUUAUUUGGACCUCCAAUCAAAGAUGGUGCUGUGUAUCCUAAGGGUGAUGCUUUUACUGAUUUGCUUCUAAGUAAGGUAAUAAAUGGAGAGAAUGCUGCUAUACAAUCGCCUAAAUUCAGCACAAUGGCAACGCGCACACGUCAAGAGUACCUGAAAGAUUUAGCCAAGAACUAUGUUACGGCUACAACUGUCGAAACUGGACAAAAGUUCUCCAUCUUCUCAUCAUUGCUAAUGAAAAGUGGAAAUAAUUCAAAUAGCAACACAGUUAUUUCUCGCGUCGACAAUUGCACUAAUGAUGUGCUAGUUGGAGGUGCUUUGUGCUUUCAUGUACAAGUGCAGGAUGAAGGUGCCGGUGGUUCUUUGCUCGACUGCAUAAUGGGCGUAUCUGCUGACAGCAUAGUGUUCAUUGAAGACAGUUCAAGGCAGAUUAUUUUAGUCCUACCGACCAAUACUCUACUUGGGUGGGUGGUGAGCGGCGGCUGGAGCCGCAUAUUCUACCACCGCGGGGAGAGCGUGCGCGUGCGCGGCGCGGCCGAGCCGCUGCUGCGCCGCCUGGCCAGCGUGGCGCCACCGCAUGCGCACGCUCUGCACGAGAUCACGCUCGAGCGCGGUCAGGCUGCGCAGCUCGGGUUCCACGUGCAGCCGGACGGGCUGGUGACGGCGGUGGAGGGCGGCGGCUGCGCGGCGCGCGCGGGCGUGCGGCGCGGCGCGCGCCUGCUGGAGGUGUGCCGCGCCGCCGUCGUCGCGCUGCACCACGACCAGCUCGUCGACCUGCUCAAGACCUCCGACCCCGUCACCGUGACAGUGACCUUCGCGUCGAGCACGCGUUGCGGUUGCGAGGCGAUGGGAGAGGAGUGGGCGGCUGCCACGGCGCGUGCGGACGCGCAGCAGCCCGGCCGCGCGCGCCGCGCCGACCGCCACUCGCCGCCGCGCUCCGACAGCUCGGGCUAUGGCACCGGUGGGUCGGGGCGCAGCGUGCGGCGGUCGCCGCAGACGUCGCCGGUGUCGGAGGGCGUGCGGCGCGCCGAGCCGCGGCACGCCCGUCGCCCGCGCUCGUCUCCCGCCGCCCCUGCCGCCCCCUCUGCUCCCGCAACUCCCUCUGGCAAAUCGCUUACGGAAGAGCUCAUGCGUAUAAUGGACGCGGAGCUUGGUGAAGGGGGAUCCCGCGGUCCGCCACUGCCGCUGCCCGACGCGACCGCACUGGACUGGGCCACGCUCGUGCACACGGCCACCACGGCCAUGCUCCAGAUAUGUGAAGAACAUCAGUAUCCGUCAAUAGACAACAUAGAAUCGCCGUUGGACGCAUCUACUAAUGAACCCUUACAAGACUCUUGGCCCGAAGGACCAAUGUCAGAGACGUCAACGUCGAUAUCAACGGUGAUGUCUAACAGUCCCAGUGGCAUGUCGAGUGGGGCGGCGAGUACUGUGGCGGGCGGGGCGACGAACGGGGCGGGCGGCGGGGCGUCGUGCGCCUGCGGACUCGCCGCGCGGGUGGCCGUGUUAGAAGCGGACGCCGCUUGCGCUCAGCGACAGAACAACCAGCUGGAAGAGGAGGUACGUCGCUUAAGACGUCACAACGCGCGGUUACGUGAAGAGUCUGCAAGGGCAGUGUGGCAGCUCAGACAUUUUACGCAGUGGCUGAAGCGAACCGUCGACAGGCAGUGA